Messenger RNA from Crotalus tigris (Tiger rattlesnake), 2496 nucleotides. Its product is annotated as probable phospholipid-transporting ATPase VA. Gene Ontology annotation, cellular component: plasma membrane. Gene Ontology annotation, biological process: phospholipid translocation. The transcript has 11 exons. NCBI's taxonomy places the organism in Eukaryota, Metazoa, Chordata, Lepidosauria, Squamata, Viperidae. The record is from RefSeq and is a predicted model, not a curated record. The annotation marks the transcript as partial. Gene Ontology annotation, molecular function: ATP binding; magnesium ion binding; ATP hydrolysis activity.
GGCUUCAUAGAAGGAGUUAGCAAUUCUGAAAACCAAAGGGAAAAGAAUAGUAAUGUUAAAACUACUGGAUUAGUACUAUUUUUUACUGUUGUUUGGUUAUUUCCAGAUGACGCCCGAAACAGGCAUCAAAAGAAAAUCCGAAGCAAAACUCAAAGGUUUCUUAACUUGUAUGCUGCUGAUGGUCUGAGGACAUUAUGCAUUGCAAAAAAAGUGCUGAGCAAUGAGGAUUAUUCUUGCUGGUUAAAAAGUCACAUUGAAGCAGAAUCUUCUAUUGAAAACCGUGAAGAGUUGCUGUUCCAGUCUGCCAGCCGUAUAGAGACAAAUCUUCACCUGCUAGGUGCAACUGGCAUUGAAGAUCGUUUGCAGGAUGGAGUCCCAGAAACCAUCAUAAAUCUGCGCAAGGCUGGCCUUCAGAUAUGGGUUCUAACUGGAGAUAAACAAGAAACUGCUAUUAAUAUUGCUUAUGCCUGCAAGUUAUUGGAUCAUGAUGAAGAGAUCAUUACUCUGAAUGCUGAUUCCGUGGAAAUGUGUGCUGCAAUGCUGGAACAACACUUGAAUUGGGUAGAUUCUAAAUUUUACAGUGAAACAACAAAGAACUUUCUUCAGAAAACAAAAGGAGAAUUUACCCCCUUCUCUGUGUCAUCAUCACUGAGCCAGCCCAACCUGGGUUUAGUCAUUGAUGGGAGGACCCUGGCUUAUGCUCUGGACAAAGGCCUGGAAGACAAAUUUCUUUCAUUAGCCGGAAAGUGUCGCUGUGUGCUGUGCUGCCGAUCUACUCCAAUUCAAAAAGGGAUGGUUGUCAAACUGAUCAGAGAUAAACUGAAGACAAUGACUUUGGCCAUAGGUGAUGGGGCUAAUGAUGUCAGUAUGAUUCAAGUGGCUGAUAUUGGUGUGGGGAUUUCUGGUCCAGAAGGCAUGCAGGCUGUGAUGGCGAGUGACUUUGCAGUUCCAAAAUUCCGAUAUUUAGAGAAACUCCUUCUUGUGCAUGGCCACUGGUGUUACUCCCGACUUGCCAACAUGGUGUUGUAUUUUUUAUACAAAAACGCAAUGUUUGUUGCCCUUCUGUUCUGGUACCAGUUUUACUGUGGAUUUUCGGGGUCAUCAAUGAUUGAUCAAUGGUACCUGAUCUUCUUUAACUUAUUAUUCUCAUCUCUUCCUCAACUGAUUGUUGGAGUACUUGAUAAAGAUGUACCUGCAGAGACAUUAAUUGCUAUUCCCCAACUCUACACAAGUGGCCAGAAGAUGGAGGAGUACCAGCCGCAUAUGUUUUGGAUGAACAUGAUUGAUGCUCUCUAUCAAAGCUUGGUUUGUUUCUUCAUCCCUUACUUUAUAUAUUAUGAUUCAGAUGUGGACAUAUUUUCAUGGGGAAUUCCUAUCACCACAGCAGCUCUCUUUACCAUAAUACUCCAUUUGGCUAUAGAAACCAAAACCUGGACCUGGCUACAUUUGUCAUCAUGUGUCUUCAGCAUUGCUUUAUUCUUCAUUGUGGCGCUCAUUUAUAAUAUUUCGUGCCCAAUAUGCUAUCCUCCAUCAAAUCCUUAUUGGACUAUGGAGAAGCUGAUGGGAGAACCGGUGUUUUAUCUGACUUGUCUUAUUUCACCCGUUGUGGCUUUGCUUCCCAGAUUUCUCUACAGAAUACUUCAAGGCACACUUUUCCCAACCCAGCUUCAACUUGGACGCCAGAUAUCAAGAUUGCUUCCAGGCUCCCACAACCAGCUUUUAAACAAGUGGGCCACCAAAAGGGACACCAAUUCCCAAAUUUAUCAAAAUACUGGUUAUUCUCCUGAAAGCCCAUAUUUCAUUACUAGUGGUUUUUCAAGGACCUGUAACCACAAUAACCCAACAGAAUUAUGUCAACAAAAAAAGGAGCUAUCUCAGAUGCCAAAACCAGGGUGUUCAACAGAUUUAAAUACUCUUGUUUCUCCUCUCGAUGCUCAAUUUUGUGAGGAAAAUGGACAUCUUUCAGUAGUUGAUGAUAAAGGUGAACCAUCGUUGGGUUUUCAAAAAAGUGCUUUUGAUCUAGAGCCAACGUUGAUGAAUGUUGAUGACACAAUACAAUGGAGUACAAGAGUAGAUGGAUCAGAUUUCAGCUUGCUCAACUGGUUUUCAUCAACUCUGUUGUUCAAGAGCAUCAGAAGUGAUCUGCCAUGGUUUUCAGGCAGUUUACGGAACAGAAGGCAUGACAGUAUAACUUUGUGUAGUUGUCAUUCUCAGGACUUCAAAGGCUUGACAGAGCAGAACUCUUCCUGUUUUCAGGAACAGGCAAAAACUUCUUCAGGGGACUGCUUGAAAGCCGAAUCUCUUGAAACAACCAUUUUAUGACAUUGGCAUUCCAAAACACAUAUUUUUUUAUUUGCAUAAAAAGGAUAGAGUGCUCUUUUUCUUAGGAUGAAAACGGCAUUCAAGGUACAUAGUUUUAUUAUGAAAGAAAAUCUAAGCAAGUAUGUUGAAAAUAAAAACUUUAUACAAAUAAAGAUACCUAUACAUAUAUAUAUA